Kickxella alabastrina is the source of this 2229-nucleotide messenger RNA. RefSeq lists its product as uncharacterized. The record is from RefSeq and is a predicted model, not a curated record. The coding region runs from base 73 to 2226 and encodes 717 amino acids. The transcript has 7 exons. NCBI's taxonomy places the organism in Eukaryota, Fungi, Kickxellomycota, Kickxellomycetes, Kickxellales, Kickxellaceae.
UUUUAUUCUUUUUUGUUCAAAUUCAACUUUAAUUCAACUUUGCUCAAAACUUUUCUUUAUUACUUUUCUUUAAUGAAUCGCGCGGCGCGGCAUUCAGGCGCACGCACGCCGGGGCAGCUACUACCGCCUCCUCAUUCUCCGCUUCCGCUGAGCGUAUCGGCCCAAAUAAAGCAUUUGCAGCCCAAAGUGCGACUCAGCGCCAAGAUCACACAGGGCCAAGCAGAAACGCAGCAGCUCAAGCAACGAGUGCGGCAAAAAGGGCUGAACAAACACACCACAUACCCCGACCUCCUCCACCAGGCAUACCGCCAUCCGCCAACACGGCUGCUCAAAAUACUCGACUGCAUGGUCAACGAUGCUCGCCAAGGCUUAUCCCUUAAAUGCCCAGCAGCCGUGCUUGAUCAAUGUGUGCUCCACGUACUCGGCGGCAUUUUAAGCCAAGGGCGCACCGCGCCAUUGUCGGUUUCUUUUCUGGAGAAGGCGGCGUAUUGCCUGGAGGAAAUAUCCUGGCGCACACGGCGACGGCCACAAACCCCCUGGACACUGCUGUUUCUCGUGGCGCGCGGCCAAAAUAGUCCGGAAGGACGGGAGUACGCGAGAGCCAGGGCGCUGCUGGAUCUUUCGCAGCUGAAGGACACACCACUGCUUGUGGAAGUACUGGAAUCGCCCCAGUGCACUGCUCAAAUAGCCAACGAUCUAUACCAAGCCAUCAACACACCUGCAGUGCGCGCAAAAGGCGGUACCCCAAUGGACCGCACACUGUCCACGGCCUUUUACUCUUCCACCACCAUUUUGUCAGAACAUCUGUUGGCGUACGAGGACACUGCAUUGACUCUGCUCAGUGUCGGCCACUUCUCGGCCUCAGUGAUCAAAACGCUGCUGUGUCUGGCCCAUUUCCACGCAACCAAGGGGAAUUUUGCGCAGUUGGACGAGUGUUUGCGGUUUAUGCGCGCAGCAACAGAGGCGGCAGAAGGUGUGGCGUGGCCGAUUCCCACUGUUGCCGCGGCCAUCCAGAAAAUGUGCAGCAUCUGCCCUGCACAUAUGACGGCGGCAGUGGGUCUUCUUGAGGCGCUGAUCAAGCGGGACCAUGUUCUGCUCGCACACCUUAUCAACGAUAUGCCGGUGUUCCGUGAUACGCCGGCGCUGCGCGUGCAGCUGAUAGGGGACAACAGUGUCGGCUGGGGGAAGCCAUUGGAAAGGGACGCGUGGUGGGGCGGCCUGCGUGUGCGGCUGCGCAUGAGUGACCCGGGCAUGCACGAUCUAAUCACGCAGUUUUGUCGCCAUGGCUGCCACGAUAACACAAACGCUGGCAGUCUGGCGCGCAGACUGCGGUCCGCACAACCCAUUGAUAUUCUCGUGCGAGAGAUGGCUGCGAAAAACCACGCGAUUGAUUUGUCCGAGCUCACGCGGCUGCUUUAUGUCCCAGGGCCACUGCCAUCUUCAUCCUCAUCGGCAUCGGCAUCGGCAUCGUUGACCAUUGGUUAUACAGAUAAAAAUGCUGUAAAUAAUCCGCUUGGUGGAUUCGCUUUGACGCGAGCCAUUUUGCUGCGAGAGGAUCUUGCCGCGCUGGCACUGCAUUCCGAACAGCAGCCACUUCUGCUCUCCGUUCUGCCGCACAUGCCCCUGCGCCCUCCAUCGCCCGCUUCCUCCGCUGUGCUGUCCCACGCAUACUACCUGGCCACCUUAAAUGCACUGCAAGCCCACCCACGCAUUCUGCUGCAUUUUCUCCGCCACUUGGUCUCCCACCCAUCAUCAUCAAGCUACUUCACACCCGUUAUGCUCCAGUCACUGGUGACCAAGGCUUUGCAAGUGUACGUGGAUGGUGGGCAUUUCCAUAACCAAGGUUAUUUUCGCUUAGAACGGCUCCUUGUUCACACCAUCCCUGUGCUUAAUGGGUUUCCUAGGUGGUACCAGAACCAGUUGUGGCCGAGACUCUGGGCACUACAUAUGUUUUUGAGACGCAGGAGGUAUGUGCCCAGAUACACACUGUAUCGUUGGCAGUUUGGUAUCCACAAGCAUAAGGUGUACAGGAUGAGACAGACUGCUAUUCCGUCUAAACAGAAAUUAAAGGACAAGAAGGUCGAUAUGAUGGUUAUGCCAUUGAGAAAAGAGGAUAUUGGGGUUGUGCGGCAAAUCUUGUUUGAUUCCAUGGUUCGUCGGACUCCCAGUGAUGAACGGUACUCGUUGGAGUGGAUGUUGGAAAAACAAACCCAAAUAGUAUCCUAAAGC